AAAUUCGUUAAAUUUUGAAUAUGAUUUGUGUUGAAAUUGCUUUGUUGAAAAUUCAGUGUGAGCAAUUGCUUACGAGAAAUAUGACAGAACUUCGUGUUUACUUCAGUCUUACUUAGCUGUGAUGAAGUACCAACAAUGUUUCUUCGCUUUUUUUGGUGAUAUUAUUGAAUAUUCAUUGAAAAUUGUGUUGAUUCACAUUAGUGGUGAUUUGUACAUUUGACCUGAAGUGAGAUUUGCCUUGUGAAUUAGAUUUUUCGUGUGAAAAAUGGGAAAUUUUUUAAGACAUUCACCAGUGAGGAGAUGGUUCUUAUUUUGGACAGGUGUUUUUCUCAUGAAAUUUCGUGAAGUUUUAGCUUUUGUGAUGGCUAGGUUGGACAAAUGCCUGGAGAAACAAAGGAGCAUCAUCUCUACGAAAGAGAUGUAGCGAGAAAUGCCUUGAAAAGUUCCCGGAAAGUCCAGGGAAUGAGCGAAUCCGCACGUACUUGGAGUACCGAAGUCAACUCACUUUAAUGAAUCAUAUGGAAAGUUUCCGGGCUUCUUGUGACAUUUCACGAAUCCCUUACAUGAACAGGAAGAGGACUUGGUAAGACUGGUUCAUGAAAUGAAGAACAAUGGGCAUCCUGUUGAGGCGGAUUAGCUGUCCAAAUUUACAUCCAAGUUGUCCAAAUUAAUAACCAAGUUGUCCAAAAUAAGAGCCAAAUUCAUCUCUACAUGUUAAUUCAUUUCUGAACGUAUUAAAAUUAAUUUUAGUAGAAAUACGACGAUAAAUAGCUUGCUAAGUUUCUAAACAACCCUUCUAAAAAGAGAGUAACAAAAAAGUCAAUUAGUAUCGAAAAUAUCGCACUUCAAACUUAGGACAUCGGUGCUUAUAAGCAGACUGGGCAAAAUUAUGAGCCCUUACCCUAUUUGAAAAUGAUUCUCUUCAUCAUCGGUCAAAUUCUUGACGACAAAAUCGAUUUGUAUUACAGCGAUAUUCGUAGUAAACUUCCAUUACGCAAAAAAAUCCCAGGAAUACCCUUUCCCAUUGGGGUAGCACUAUGUCGUAGUAAUAUUUCCAAACCAUUAUCAAAGCAAAUACAUUACUUUUCAACCGAGAAUUUUACAGAAAAUAUCGUGCAAUAUUUCGACUUGUUGGUACGAUUGUCCUUUUAUUUUUAGACUAUAACUAGGAAAUUUCUACUUUUAAAAUUAUAUUUUACUAAUGCAUAAUUUGUGAUUGACUACUAAGAACUUUGCAACAGUUUUGCUGUAAAAGUUGGAUACCAAAGCUAAGACACCGGUGGACGCAACGAGCUUCUCACUUUCAUAAAGUUGGAUUUCUAAAAACCGUUGUUUACGAAUAAAUCUGUCUUUAUAUUUUUCUGUAAGAAUUAUACGUUAUAAUACUCGUAUUGGCCUUAAAAGCUUUAAAUUUGUUAACUUGUCAACCUUUGGGAAAGUUUUUGACAAAUUUUCUCUGUGUAUUUGUCAUCAACUCAUCAAAAUACAGAUGAGAUGCAGGCAAUUUUUCCCCCAUUAAUCCCUACAUGGAUGGAAUAGCGAAAAGAACGCACUGGCACAAUGAACUGAAUUGACGGAUGCAUAAAAGAUAUCAGUAAAGAAUUGAUUAGAAAUUCCAAUGGGACGCAUUGACUUGCGUUUGGGUAUGAGAAGUGGUAGGGAGAUGCUUCCACAGACGUCGCCACGUGAAUAUCCAUUUGUACCUGGCAAUCGUGCCUUCGUCCACGUGAGGAGGCUCCACCCCGUGUUCUGGACACAUAUCAUCGUCUCUGCCGCACAUUUGAACACCUCUCCCGCUGCCGGCAACAACAAACAAUCCAACCAGUUGAAAUCCGGACGCCAGACCAGUUAGUUCUACCAUCUUCCAGGUGAAUCUUUCAGUUUCCUUGAAGGAAUUCACAUACUUCCUUAAUUUGGUGGAAAAUUUUGUGAUAAUAUCGCAAAUUUUGAAAGUUUUAGGAAGUGUUUAACGUACGGAAUUGUGUGGGAUUUUUACAAGAAGUUUCAAGGAAUUUCAGGAAUCUCACGUAGAGUUAAAAAGUUUUGAGAAAAAUCUGUCUUUUGAGAAUUUUACGAUUUGAAGAAGACAUAACAUUUUUCUGAAUAAUUUGAGGAAGUUUCACGUCAUUUAAGAGAAUAAUCAAGGAAGCUCAUUCAAGGAACAUUUGAAGAAAUUAAGUAGAACUGGUUUUCAGGGAAAAAAAGUCCCUUAAAUCUCAGUAGUUUAUGCUUUUUCUUCGUGUAUUGUUUGAGAAGUGUUCAAAAGUUAAAACAUUUCCAUAAGGAAAUAAAGUAAAAAGAUAAGAAUAUACUUAAAAAAAAAUAGUAAAUGAACAAAGUAUAGUGAACAAUUUGUAUGUUCAUCGACCUUACUAGACACUAUCAACAAAAUUCAAUUCAUCAGGCGACUCUAAAAGCUCUGGUAUAACUUCUUUCUGUUUUGAAUCUCUUGAGGGGAUAAGUAGUGCAAAGUUUCCCGAUAAGUUUCCUCCAAGUUUGAUCCAAAAAAGUGUCGUUUCUUCACUGGUAAACUUUGAGCUGAAAAAUUGAGGACAUUAAGUCAAAAGCUCAGUGUUUGGUGCUUUUGGCUUGAAGAUGAGAGAGUGUGAGUGGAAAAAAUUGACGAGUGUUGCAAUUUUGGGAAUUCCCACCAGUGAAAGUCUCCUAGUGAAUCGCUAAAAAGUUCCCAUAUUUAUCCAAAGACUGGACAAGUUUUGAGACAAAAGAUCUCUCUAUUGCACCAUGAAAUCCCGCAUGGGUGAAAUUGAUAGCUUCUACCAUCCAUCAGCAUCAGCUUCUGCCCCUUCUGCUGGAUAUUUCCACCAGCAAACAUCCAUUGGCAAUCAAUGCUGGACAAUGAUGCCGUCUGGAGAAUCUGUGCCAAAUUGUACCACUUCAUUGGCUCAGAAUCAAUUUUCUGGACAGAAGCUACCCUGGAACUUCUCUCAGAUCUCUCCAGCUGCUCAAUCUGGCUUUUCUGGACGUCCCUAUGAUCACUAUGGCUUCAUAGCGGGGACCCAAGUAUCUCCAGGUCCCAAUGAUAACCUCAGCCACCAACCAGCCAAGCGUUACCUGCCAAUCUCAGGCAAAUCUGGCAACAGCAAAGACAUCUGUGGUGAUGACAAACACAAAGAGGAUGGCGAUCCGUGGAAUGUGGAGGCUCAAGCAGCAUUCCUGGGGCCCAAUCUCUGGGACAAAACCCUCCCCUAUGAUGCCGACCUCAAGUAUGUGGACUUGGAUGAAUUCCUGUCGGAGAACAAUAUUCCAGUGGAUGGUUUGCCAGGCGGGCAUUUGGGUCACAGCAAUGGACUCGGGCACAGAUCCGAUUCUCUGGGCCACAGUACCGGCCUCUCCCUUGGCCUUAGCCAGGUGACCACGAAGCGCGAGCGCUCACCCUCACCCUCCGACUGUGUCAGUCCAGACACCAUGAACCCCCCAUCGCCGGCGGAAUCAAAUGAGGAGCUCAAACCCCAACCUAUGAUCAAAAAAUCUAGGAAGCAAUUUGUUCCAGAAGAACUGAAAGAUGACAAGUACUGGGCUAGAAGACGAAAGAACAACAUUGCCGCCAAGCGUUCCAGAGACGCCAGGCGACAGAAGGAGAAUCAAAUAGCCAUGAGAGCGAGAUACCUAGAAAAAGAGAACAUGAGUUUACAGCAAGAGGUGGAUCAGCUGCGACAGGAAAACCUCGAGCUUCGUUCUCGCCUCUCAAAAUAUCAAGAAGUGUAAUUAAUCCAAGACUUUACCCAAACAUCACAACAACCCCACACACAUCUUUUUAUCAUCCACCAUUGGACACGGUGUUUUUUUGUGUGAGCCCGAAAAGAUGUGACAGCUCCUGACGAGGUGGAUCCAUCCAGGAGUAACAUAGGAGCAACGACAAAUGAAAAAAAAAAGAAAACUUAGUUUAAUUGUCAUGUUAUUGUCAUUUGUUUCGGAAUAAAAAAUCGCUAAUCAUGAGUUUACUUGUAAGGAAAGGGUGAUGUUACUUGAGUUUCGCCAUUCAAGUUGGACUGAGAUGGCGCCACUAGAGAGUGUAUUGAGAUCCUUUGGUGCGUCGGAAAGAGCAUAAAUAUGAUUGAUCGGAAUUAUAAAGCCACUGCCGCAAAAUUCUUUGAUGGGUGUGCCCUGGGAGGGGAGGGGAAUAAAUUGGAUAUUCAUGUGAAAUAUAAUAUAUAUUUUUUAAAUCACAAAUCACGUCGAAUACUAAUUAGGAACGAGUAUUUUAAGAUGAAAAUAACCACCUUUCUUCCGUGUUUUCUGCGGAAGAUGAAUUCACCAACUUGAAUGUCGAAGUAACAAAAAGAAUUAUAGUGAAGUCACACAUCAUUCAGAAACACAAGAAUGAAAAAGGAGAUACUUUAGUAAUACUUGAUUAUGGAAAAAAAAAAGAUAAAUGAUGCUGUUUUAAUGAUGAUGAACAAAGUUCUUGAACAUUGUUUCCUGUGAAUUGUUUGAAAUGAUAGAGGCAUAAAUAGCUUGUGCAAAUAUCAGAGAGACAAAUUGAAAAAAAAAAUUAAAUUAAAAUAAAAAAAAGAAAUGUGUGUGAGUGUUGAUUUUUAAAAGAUAAAAGAAAAAAAACUUUAGAAAAUACAAGAGAGAUGAAAGUCAAAAAAGCAGCAAGAAUGUGACUGAAAUUAUUUGCAAGAAAAUGCACUCAGUCAGUGAAAUAUUUAGUUUUAUUCCUAUUAUAAUUUUUUUUCGAUGUUUUUGGGUGUAGUGACGGAGUAAUGAUGAGGAGAAAAACCACCUGGAAAAUGGAAUAUGAAAAUCCUGAGAGGAUUUACAAAGAAUAAAAAUUACUGUUAAAGAUCUCUAUUGAUUCUGUUUCAUUGAAUUAUUGCAAGAAAAUCCUUGGAGUGUAGUUAUCUCAUGCGUUUCUCAAGAAGAAUAAAAAAAGCUUUAGUAAAUAAAUUUUUAAUUGGCUUCCAUGCUAAUAUUCUUAUUAUUUAAGCUGAGAUUCACAUCAAGAAGCUUCUAUUUGCAGAGCUUUAUGACGACGUUCUGAAUUAUUUCACUCUUUAUUUGAAUUUUUUGUGAAUGUAGAAGCUGUAAUACCUGUAAAAAUAUUUUAAAAAUAGUCUAAACAAUUUUUGAAUAAUUUCUUAGGUUUUCCUUAAGGUUCUAAAGUAAAGAAUACAAUGCAUUUUCAAUUCCUGAUGACAGAACGUUUGAAAGAUAUUAUCAACGGCAGACUUAAGACAUAGAGUUCCCUAAAAAAAAAGCUCCCCAAAUAAAGCUCAUGAUGUGAAUGGAACACUUUAGUGCAAUCUGGCAGCUACCGAAACCCUCAAAUGCAAGUGAAAAUGCAAGAAAAAAAAAAGAUAUUGGAGCCUCUCCUGCGAAAUUUCACUUCCAUUUUUCAGAUCAUUAAAAAAGAAGUUUAAUAAAAUAGAUGAAAAAAGAAUAAUAAAAAAAAUAUACAAUGUAGUCUGAUUAGGCAUUAUUAACACAUUCAUUGAGUAGUUAUAAAAAGAUGAUGAGGAGUUUUAGUGGAUUAUUGACAUGCAAAAACAAAAAAAAAGAACUUGAAGUAGUUGAGAGAAAAUUCGAAAAUAAGAAAAAAACAGAUAAUAUAAAAAAUUGCUGAGAAUAAAAAAACAGUUGUAGUCUUAAGUCUCGUUAUUGCUAAUUCAGUUCCCAUUUGCAUUGAUGAUGAAUAAAAAAAAAUGAAAACAAUUAUAAAUAAUGUUAAAUUGAAGAAUAUUUGUACAAUAAUAGAUGAUUAUAUAGUGUUAAUUGUAAUUGUAUAUUUGAACAGAUUAAUAGUGAAGAAAGUAUGUAUAGAAAAAUGAAUUACUUUUAAAUGAAAAAAUGAAAAAUUAAUAUACUAAAAGUUACUGUAGGAAUAUUUUUUUUGUUUUUACGUCUUUUUUGUUUGUUGUAAUAUUUUUUUUAAGAAAAAGAAGGUGUGUGAGAGAGAAUGGAAUGUUCAUAAAAAAAAUCAACCAAAAGCUCAUCUUCUUUCCUCACCCCUAACUUUAUUAUGUUUCUUCUAAAGAUAAAAUGUAUCUCAAUUUUUAAUUAAAAAAAACAACCUUUGAAUAAAAAAAAAGGACUAAGAAGGGCGCGCAAGUUACCAAUUUAAAAGGUGGAAUUGUUACACAAAUUCUUAUUUGUAAAAUUUUGAGAUUCCACAGAAUGUUGUUUCCAAUGGAACAUCUUCAUUGGAAUCUCAGGAAUUUACAAAAAAAAACGUGAAAAUUCUUGUUUUUAGUAGUUGAUGAAAAUAUGUAAAUUGAUACGUAAAGUUAAUAUAUUAGGUGAAAAAAUAAAACAGAAACAAAAAAUUCGUUACCAUUUCUUACCCAUUUAUUUUUACCACGCUAAUAUUUAGUUUAAAUAAAAUAGAUUAAAUAUUUUUUUUGUAUAGUUUCCAUUAGUUUAUUACUUUUCGGUUUAUUUUAUUUGCACAAAAAAGAGGACUUUUUUCUUUAAAACAAAAAAAAAAUUGAAAAAAAUUACAGACUCCCCCUUUAUUCUGGUUGAUGGGUAAUGCAAAAAAAAAAGAAAAGGAUUGUUGCUGAAUAGACAGUCUUUUGUGUAAUCUUCCUUUGAAAAAAUCGUGAAUAUGAAACAUUUCUCCCAACGUCUUUCCCGCCAAAAAUUUUGAAAAAAAAAAUCUCAAUGUUUUUUUUCCUCCUUUUCCAAAGAGCACUCUCGAAGGUUUCCAAAUUGUCCCAAAUGUCCGUCCUUUUGCACCCAUUUGUUGGCAUUUUUUUACACACAAAAAAUUUGUACAAAAACAAAUGAAAGAAAAACGAAAAUUUGAGCCAAAUGGUUCAAUUAAAAAAAAAAACAUAUAAGAACCUAAAGAUAUACACAAAAAAAAAUUUGAAAGCAAUUUGAAGAUUACACAAAACUGUGAGGUUUUUACGUAUUUUCUAAAAUAAUAUGUGAGAUUUUUAAAUUGAAGAAAAAAUCACCACACUUAAAAAAAAACACUACAAAACUGAGAACAAUAAAGUAAAAUUCAAAAUGAGAGAGAUAUCCAAUGUAGUUUAAGUGUUAAAAGUGAAGAAUAUUAAAUGUGUAAAAUUGAUGGGAAAAGUUGAUACAUUAAUAAUGUGGAUGGUGAGUCAAAACAAAAAAAAAUGAAACGACGAUAUUUAAUACAUAAUAAUUACUAAUGUAGAGAACAUGAUGAUAAAUUGUGCAAUUAAAUGAGGUUUUUAGGAUGAAUAUACGAGAGCACAUUGCUUAAGUUGUAUCAGUUUGGGAAAAUGUUUCAUUGCAAGAUCGCUAAGGAAUUUUGUAAAGUCGCUAAAUUCAGAAAUAUUUGGUGGAAUCUGUAAGAAAAAUUCAUUUUAUUUUUUUUAACUUUAAAAUUUGUCAAUUUAUAUUGCAGAAUUUCUUGCAGUUGAUAAAAGACAUUCAUUUUAAUGUGUUCAUCGAAAUUUUAUUUUAAAAUAUUUUUAAAAUACAAAAAAAGUGAGGUUAAAUUUCCCUUAACCUCACUUUUAAUGCAGUUUAAGUUACAGCGACUUAACAAAACUCCAAAAUCUAUGUCUCAAAAAUUCCUAAGAUCUCUUUCACUUGGCUUCUGGAGCACAAUUCUUAGCUGAAUUUGAUAUAACCUUUAAAAAAAAAAAGUAACUCUCUGUUUUCACAUUAAACAACCCCGUAUGACAGCGAUUUGACGCAAAAAGUUUAAUAUUGAAUAAGUAUAAAUAACGCUUAAAAAAGAGAAUGGAUGAGAAAAGAAAAUAUAGAAAUGAGAAAAAAAUAACUUUUUAAAAAAACAAAUUUUUGGAUGAACUUUUAAAGUGCCUGAUAAUGGAUUUUGUAAGCAUUGUCGCUAAACGGCCAAUUUGUUGAUUGUGUAAAGUAACAAGACAUUUAAAACAAAAAAAAAAACUAAAUAAAGAGAUGAGAAAUUAAGAUGAAAAUAAUAUUUUGUACAAAAAAGAAUGGAGAAAGUCAAAGUGUUUUAGACAUUUUCCCUGUUACCACAACCUUUUUUUUUGUUUUUUUGUUUUUGUGAAUUUAGGAAUGGUUUUUGAGUUGGAUUCUGAAUGAGUCCUGACUCGAUAGAUAAUGGUGCAUAAUAGUGUUUUAGAUUAAUUCACAAUGUCAUUAUAAUGUCCUUUUGGGAAGCUUCAUUUCUUCAAAACAUUAACUGAAUUUUAGCCUCUAGGACGGCAAUGAUUUUCACAUAACCUCACCUUUGGCCAAAUUUUUUUAGUAAAAUCCUUUGCUUUCUUUCUAAAUAAUUUGGCUUUUAGAUGGACAUUUAAAAUAAAAAAAAGAAAAACUCUCAUUUUAUAGGUCGGCUCAACAAUAAUGUAACUAUUUAAAGAUGAAAUAAAAUAGCAAAUAUUUAAGUGCAUAAACAGAAAAUUCUCUCUUAAGAUGAAAGAAAAGAAACUACUGACUUACCAAUUACUGCUUUAUCUGUUGUCAAAGGAGGCAAAGAAAAAGAAAAAUGAUAAUAAGAAUUUAAAAAAAGAACACAUAUAAAUUAGAAAAGAAAUCUGUAGAAAAAAAUUAUUACCAUUAAAAUAUUGAAUUACAGAAAUCCACCCAAAAGAAGCAUUCGUUCUACUUAAAAAGCAGCAAAACGAACAUCUAGAUGAUGCUAAAAGUAAUUGAUAAAAAAAAUGAUAUUGUAAUUCAUGAUAGCAAAUUAGAUAAAAUGAAAAACAAAUAUAAUGAAAUUUAGUAGUGAAACGCAAAUAUUAAUUAAAUACAAGACAGUAGUUGACAAUUCUUUUGAGUACCAUUGGCAAUUUUUUUUUUCAUAAUUUUAUAAAUCUCUUUUUUUGUCAAAAUCUAUUUUUUCAUAGAGACAAGAAGGCGCAACAAAUAAAAAAAACAGAAAUGUGCUAAAAUGUGCAGUUUAAGGACGGUUAAAUAGUUUUUAAUGAAAAAAAAAAUCUUAGUGAAAAAACACCAUGUAAAAAUUAGGAGCAUAACCUUUGAUGAAAUGCGACACCACAUAAGAAAAUGGAGUUAUUAGUUUUAAAAAUAAAUCUAUUGACUAAUGAAGAAAAAUUGAAAAAAAAAAAACUUAACAUCGAUGAGAUGUUGGCUUUAGCGUUAUCACAGUAAAUGAGAUAAAGAUGAGGACAUUGCAUAACCUUAACACUCAAGACACAACAAAACACACCCCACAUUGAAAUACGUUAUUAAAUAAAAUACCAUGAUUAAUAAUUAUAAUUGAAUAAUUAAUUAAUUGAUGAACACACACACAAACAGUAAGAGAUGUGUAAUUUUUGUGAUGAAAUAAAAAUAAACGUUCAAAUUACAGAAGUUUAA
Phlebotomus papatasi is the source of this 9255-nucleotide messenger RNA. RefSeq names its product thyrotroph embryonic factor (gene Pdp1). The record is from RefSeq and is a predicted model, not a curated record. Gene Ontology annotation, cellular component: nucleus. Gene Ontology annotation, molecular function: DNA-binding transcription factor activity, RNA polymerase II-specific; RNA polymerase II cis-regulatory region sequence-specific DNA binding. The transcript has 5 exons. Gene Ontology annotation, biological process: regulation of transcription by RNA polymerase II. NCBI's taxonomy places the organism in Eukaryota, Metazoa, Arthropoda, Insecta, Diptera, Psychodidae. Bases 2743 to 3726 code for a protein of 327 amino acids.